AUGUUCUCUUCUUUCAAGAUGCAGAUAUUUAAGGGUCUUUGUUCAGAAACAAAAUGCUUGCUCGAAUCCGGUUUGUUUAAGAACCGACCUCUUUUUCUGGAGAAGAUUUCUUCCAGGCCUUGCCAUUCAGCUACUCCGGUUUUUUCGUCCGAAGAACAGGAGGCGUUUCCAUUUGCUGCGAGCUACUCAGCCACUCCAGUUUUGUCGUCGGAAGAACAGGAUGUGUUUCCAUUGGCUGCGAGGGUGGUUAAGUCUUUGGAUGGGCAGGUUAUAAGUAAAAUGAGUUUUCGUAAUGCUGUGAAGGUACAUGGGUUUCCUUAUUCUAUUGAUACAUUUAGGGUUUUUGUUCACGUGUUUGCAUCGGUGGGAAUGGAAAGGGAAGUAUAUUCGUUGCUUUUCAAUGUUGUUUCCUAUUAUCAGGCAUUCGAUCUUGAUAUGUUUGAGUUGUUUCCUUUUUUACUGGGUGGAAAGCCACCGCAUCCAGAAAUAUCAAUUGCUGUCUUUGAUGUUCUGAUGAAGGUUUUUGCAGCCAAUUCCUUGUUUGAGAGUGGGCUCCAUGUUUUUUAUCAAACUAAGAAACUUGGGCUUACACCCAGUAUUCGUUCAUGCAAUUUCUUGCUCAAGUGUUUGAUAGGAAAAAGUAAGGCAGACUCUGCCCGGAUGUUGUUUGAAGAUUUAAAGACUCAUGGCCCCUCGCCUAAUGUCUAUACUUACAGUAUAAUGAUGAAUCUUUAUUGUAGAGGACAGAAUGUAGACAUCAGCCAAGCCACUGAUAUUCUGGAGGAUAUGAAAAAGAGCGGGGAAAGCCCUAGUGUUACAACGUACAGCACAUACAUAAAUGGACUUUGUAGAGGUGGUUUUCUUGACAUUGCUUUGGGUAUUGUUAGGGAAAUGGAAUGUAGAAAGCAUCCCUUGAAUAGUUAUUGCUACAAUCCUGUUAUCUCUGCGUUUUGCCAACAAGGUCGCCUGUGUGAAGCAUUAGAGGUUUUUGAAGGAAUGGAGAACAAUGGAAUAUCACCAGAUCACCAUAGCUUCGGUAUUUUAUUGGAUGGGUUUUGCAAGCAAGGGGAUGUCGAAAACAGCUUCCAUUUAGUGCGCAAGAUGCUUGUGUCUGGUGUAAAACUGAACAUUGUAAACUACAGCUCACUCCUCACUGGCCUCUGCAAAGCUGGACUUCAUGAUUUUUCACUGAAAUUGUUCCGUGGCCUAAGUGCUUCUGGGUACAAACAUGACAUGAUUUCAUACAAUACCUUGGUCAAUGAAUUCUGUAUGAUAGGUGAUAUGGACUCUGCCAGCAAACUUCUGGAGGAGAUGAUUCAUUAUGGUUAUGUUCCCGAUUCCUUUACUUUUGGGAGUGUGAUUCGCGGGUGCUGUGAGGUUGGACUCUUAGGGAAAGCCAAAGAGUUGUUCAAUGUGAUGAAGACAGUUGGUCUCUUGCCUGGUGUUUUUGUUUGGAAUGUCAUUGUUGAUAGGAUCUGUAAGGAAGGGGACUUAGAGCAGGCAUUGAAGCUUAUCUAUGAAAUGCAAGAUCAAGGUAUUCUCCCCAAUUCACGUACGUAUCAUGCUAUCAUCAAGAGGUUAUGUGAUGAGAAAAUGUCUGAAAAGGCAUUGGCAUUAAUUUCUUUUAUGGUCAAGUUUGGUUCACUCCACAUAAACUGUUUUAAUACCAUGAUCAAUGGGUUGGUAAAACAGUCGCUCCCAAGGGAGGCUUGGAAAGCGUGCAAAGGUAUGUUGGGACUAGGAAUCAGCCUUGAUAUUGUCACGUAUACAGUGCUUAUCAAAUUGUUCUGCAGGACAAAUGAAAUGGAAAAGGCCUGGUUUCUUUUUGCUGGCAUGAAAAAAAGAGGUCUGAUGCCAGAUGUGGUUACCUACACCACUAUGAUGGCUGGCUAUAGGAAGAUGGGAGACAUGGUUAGGUGUAAUGCCUUGGCUGAUGAGAUGAGGAGGAGAAUUCUUGGACUCGUCUCUUGCCCUCCUUAUCUCUACACCUUAUCUUCAUUUGUCGAUCUUAUUCACACAAUGGCUGGUCAGUCAGCUGACUCGCAACAACAAGAAGACACAAAUCUAGAACAAGAAGACCAAAACGAAGUAGAUGAAGAUGAAGAAGACCUGAAAUGGUCCUCUUCGUCUUCUUCUCCAAUUCUGAUUCUGACUACGCCUCUUACUCCGAGUAUGAUUACACUACCGAAGCCCAACAACAGGAACAACAAGAAGCUGACCCGCUUCUCUCCAAUAUCCGGCAGGGCCGGCCGCCGGGGGAGUGGGAUCCUGUUUGGGCAGAUGAGGAGGACUGGGAGGUGGUCAAUGAGGAGAUUCGCGAAGGCAGGGACUCUCCCAUUGCGCCAUUCUAUAUACCCUACAGGAAGCCUUAUCCUGUCAUACCUGACAACCAUUACGAUAUAUCUAAUCCCAAAGCAUUCAUUGAAGAGCUGGAUAGGAUUGAGGAGUUUUUCAAAUGGGUCAGCUACAUUUUUCCAGAUGGAAGCUCGUACGUGCCCUUUUCUUGUUAUUGAUAUUCAGAUUGGUUAUUGA
Tripterygium wilfordii is the source of this 2532-nucleotide messenger RNA. Its product is annotated as pentatricopeptide repeat-containing protein At1g62670, mitochondrial-like. Gene Ontology annotation, molecular function: protein binding. The transcript has 2 exons. Lineage: Eukaryota; Viridiplantae; Streptophyta; Magnoliopsida; Celastrales; Celastraceae. Bases 1 to 2532 code for a protein of 843 amino acids. The record is from RefSeq and is a predicted model, not a curated record.